This is a messenger RNA of Parasteatoda tepidariorum (common house spider), 3212 nucleotides long. The record is from RefSeq and is a predicted model, not a curated record. NCBI's taxonomy places the organism in Eukaryota, Metazoa, Arthropoda, Arachnida, Araneae, Theridiidae.
GGGAGAAAAAUAAAAAAUGUUGAAUUUAAGACACCGAACAAUGAAGCUUUUGUGUCAACAAACUUGGAUUGCCUUUAUGAUCAUAUGUCUGAAAAAAUCAUAAAAGAAAGCGAAGAUUUUGAGGAAAAAGAUUCUGGGUGGAGUCUAGACGAAAUUUUGCGUUUAGAGGUUAGAACCAACCGCUACUCGCCAUUAAAAGGAUCGACGUUCAUCGAACUACCAAAAUGGAUUAGUGAUACCAAGGCAGUUGUGAAUGUGAAAAAUGAAGACGUGCACUGCUUCAAAUGGUCGAUACUUUCAGCUAUUUAUCCUGCAAUUAACAAAACUUCAAGUUAUGCUUCCUUCGAAGAAAAUGUUAAUUUCGAAGGUAUAUCAUUUCCGACCCCUCUUAGUGACGUGAAAAAAUUUGUAAAAUUGAAUAAUGUUUCGAUUAACGUAUAUUCUUUUGAAAAAGAUUUAAAAAUUUUCCCACUCUUAGUUUGUGACUCUGAAUUAACCCAACAUGUCGAUUUGUAAUACAUACCAAAUAGUAAUGGCUGUGGCCACUAUUGCUGGAUAAAAAAUUUAUCACGGCUUGUGUCUAAGCAACUAUCCAAUCAUGGACAUAAAAUAUAUAUAUGUAAAAGAUGUUUAUCAAGGUUUGAAUUAGAGAGUAAACUUCUGCGUCACAAGGAAAUUUGUGACGAAAGAAGCCCUGCCAGAGUGGUGAUGCCAACAGAACAAAGUAAGUUUUUAAAGUUUAAAAAUUCUCAACACGCUUUAAAAAUACCGUUUGUUAUUUAUGCGGAUUUUGAAUGUUUAACUUCUAAAAUUGAUAGUUGUUUCCCAGAUUCUGAAACUUCUUUUACUAAUAGUUAUGAAAAACACAUACCAAUUAGCUUUUGCUAUUUUGUUUGUUACGACGGGGGGCACUAUCGGGGUGAGGAUGCGCAAGAAAUUUUUGUUAAAAUGAUAGAGAAAGAAGCAAUAGAAAUUGAAAAAAUAUACAAACAACCGAAACCUUUAUUACCUCUUUCCGAUGAAGAAAGACAGGUUUAUGAAAAUGCAAAAACGUGUUACGUUUGUAACGAAUACUUUAAGGAAAAUAACAGAAAAGUCAGAGAUCACAAUCAUGUUACACAAAAAUUCAACGGCGCUUGCUGUAAUAACUGCAACCUAUCUAUGAGAACCCCAAACUUUGUCCCCAUAUUUUUUUCAUAAUCUUGCUGGAUAUGAUGCUCACAUUUUUAUUAAAGAGUUAGGAUAUGAUAAAAAGCCGAUAAGAUUAAUACCUAACACAGAAGAAAAAUACAUUUCUUUUAGCAAAAAGAUUUCUAAUGACUUUGAGCUCCGAUUCCUUGAUUCUUUUAAAUUUAUGUCGUCAAGUUUGGAAAAUUUAAUUAAAACACUGAAAAAAGAAGAAUUCUAUUAUAUGCAAAAAUACUUUGCACCCGAAAAAGUAGAUUUACUAUUAAGAAAAGGAGUGUUUCCAUAUGACUAUUUCGACAGCUUCGAAAAAUGUAAUGAUUCUUCUCUCCCCACAAUAAAUCAUUUUUACAACGAGUUAAACGAAGAAAGUAUCAGCAUUGAUGAUUAUAAUCACGCUCUUAAAGUUUUUAACGAAUUUAAAUUAAAAAAUCUCGGUGAAUACUGUGAUCUUUACAUUAAAACAGAUGUAAUUUUAUUAACUGAUCUUUUCGAAAAUUUUCGUAAAAUUUGUCUUAAAACAUACAAACUUGACCCCUGCUGGUAUUUUACCGCUCCAUCACUGUCAUGGGAUUCAAUGUUACUCCUUACAAAAGUCAGCAUAGAAUUAUUUACAGAUUACGAUAAAUUAUUAUUUAUUGAAAAGGGGAUUCGUGGUGGAAUGAGCCAAUGCAGUAAUCGAUACUCGCGUGCCAAUAAUAAAUAUAUGGGCAAUGAUUACGAUCCUUCAACCCCGAAUAAAUACCUAGUGUAUUUGGACGCCAACAAUCUCUAUGGUUGGGCCCAAUGCCAAUAUUUGCCUUUAAAAAAAUUUUUCCUGGAGCUCGAAUCUCGAUAUAAACGUAGAAAGUAUAUCUGAUACAUCCGAUAUCGGAUAUAUCCUAGAGGUUGAUAUGGAAUAUCCAGAUCUAUUACAUGAUAGUCACUCCGAUUUUCCACUAGCACCAGAAAACUUGAUACCCCCAAAUUGUAAAGAAAAACGAUUGCUAACCACUUUAUUACCAAAAUCAAAAUAUGUCGUGCAUUACAGAACUUUAAAACUUUAUUUGAAACAUGGCCUGAAACUAACAAAAAUUCAUCGUGUUUUAAAAUUCGAUCAAUCUCCCUGGCUUAAACCAUAUAUAGAUUUAAACACUAAUUUAAGGACGAAUGCUACAAAUAACUUUCAUAAAGAUUUUUUUAAAUUGAUGAAUAACAGUAUAUUUGGUAAGACAAUGGAAAAUGUGAGACGGCGCGUUGAUAUACGACUUUGCACUUCAGAGGAGCAAGCCCGAAAAUUAGUAGCUAAACCCAAUUUUAAUCGACGAACAAUAUUUACAGAUAAAUGCAUGGCUGUUCAUCUAAGAAAAACCAAAAUAGAAUUUCUAAAACCAAUUCAUAUUGGUAUGGCUAUUUUGGAUACAUCUAAAUACCUUAUGUAUGACUUUCAUUAUUCUGAAAUCAAAAAUGAUUAUGGUGAAAACGUAAAAUUAUUGUAUUCUGACACUGAUUCCUUAAUCUAUGAAAUAACCGCUGAUGAUAUAUAUGACGAUAUGAGGAAAAAAAUCAAUUUAUAUGACACGUCUGAUUAUGAGGAAAAUAAUAUUUAUAAAUUACCUUUAAUAAAUAAGAAAGUUGUGGGUAAAAUGAAGGACGAAAAUAAGGGGGAAAUAAUGACUGAAUUUGUGGGAUUAAAAUCCAAAAUGUAUGCCUAUAAAACAAGUAACAAAACCGAAAAGAGAUUAAAAGGUGUUAAAAAGCAAGCUAUAAAAAAUAAGAUCACUUUUGAUGAUUACAAAGAAUGUUUAUUCAAUCAACAACUUAAAUAUGUAGACAUGAACUUAAUUCGAUCAAAAUUUCAUGAAAUAAAUUCUGUAUAACAAAACAAACUGGCUUUGUCAUUUAGAGAUGAUAAAAGACAUAUUAAUGAUGAUGGCAUUUCCACUCUGGCUCUUGGGCAUUGGUCUCUAAAAAAUAUGGAUGUAUUUGAAGAGUUGUAAUGAAAAAUGCAUUAGCAUGAUUGUGUGUUGAAGCAGCAGACUUGCUGA